ACUUUCUUUCAUAUUACACAACCGCCCCUUCAACCGACGGUCCAGAUUCUCUCCCUUCAUUUUUCCCUUCCCCUCUGCUGCUGCUGCUCUUCUUCAUUCAUCCACUCUUCACAACCAGAAAAUUUAUUAUCGACACAUUUUCUCUGCAUUUCAACCAUUUCCAAAUCUUCAAUCUGCACAAUGACGACGGAAACGGAGACGGAGACGCAGAGAGAGAGAGAGGCUCAUGUCUACAUGGCUAAGCUUGCCGAACAGGCCGAGCGUUAUGAUGAAAUGGUUGAAAGCAUGAAAAAAGUCGCAAAACUAGAUGUUGAGCUGUCGGUGGAUGAAAGAAAUCUGCUCUCUGUUGGGUACAAGAAUGUAAUUGGUGCCCGCAGAGCUUCAUGGCGGAUCAUGUCUUCAAUUGAGCAGAAGGAAGAGUCCAAGGGAAAUGAGAGCAAUGUGAAGCUGAUCAAGGACUACCGCCAGAAGGUCGAGGAUGAGCUAUCCAAGAUCUGCUAUGACAUUCUUUCUGUCAUUGACAAGCAUCUAAUUCCGUCUUCUGGUUCAGGAGAAGCUACUGUUUUCUACUACAAGAUGAAAGGUGAUUAUUAUCGCUACCUUGCUGAGUUCAAGACUGAUCAGGACAAGAAAGAGGCUGCUGAACAGUCCCUCAAGGGCUAUGAGGCUGCUUCAGCCGCUGCAAGUACAGAACUACCAUCCACCCACCCUAUCCGUCUUGGUCUUGCUUUGAACUUCUCAGUGUUCUACUAUGAGAUCAUGAACUCUCCUGAAAGGGCUUGCCACUUGGCUAAACAAGCAUUCGAUGAGGCCAUAGCUGAUUUGGAUUCUCUGAGUGAAGAGUCUUACAAAGACAGCACCUUAAUUAUGCAGCUCUUGAGAGAUAACCUCACUCUCUGGACCUCUGAUUUGCCUGAAGAUGGUGAGGAGAACAUCAAAGCUGAGGAAUCCAAGCCAGCAGAACCUAAGCAGCAAUGAUGUGUCGGCAACACCUAAUUCGUGCCAAAGAUCAUGUGUUUUCUGAUGGAUGAUAUAUCUUCAGCUUUCUCCAUUAAUGACAGCAGAGUGUUGGCAGUUUGCGAUAAUCCAACCAAUUUUUUUUAUUUUUCAUUAGAACAAUGUCAAGAUGAGAUUGUUUUAAUUCAUCUGCCAGCAUUUUGCUUCUACCACUGUGAGAACUUUUAGCUUCUUAGGAAAUUCUCUGUUUUUCAUAGACAAGUUAAACAUUAAUGUAACACUUCUACUUAUAUAUAGUAAUGCUUAAUCUGAUGUUCAUACA
This is a messenger RNA of Sesamum indicum (sesame), 1279 nucleotides long. RefSeq names its product 14-3-3-like protein GF14 iota. Lineage: Eukaryota; Viridiplantae; Streptophyta; Magnoliopsida; Lamiales; Pedaliaceae. The record is from RefSeq and is a predicted model, not a curated record.